Messenger RNA from Pristis pectinata (smalltooth sawfish), 2019 nucleotides. Its product is annotated as sodium/myo-inositol cotransporter 2-like. NCBI's taxonomy places the organism in Eukaryota, Metazoa, Chordata, Chondrichthyes, Rhinopristiformes, Pristidae. Gene Ontology annotation, biological process: transmembrane transport. Gene Ontology annotation, molecular function: D-glucose:sodium symporter activity. The record is from RefSeq and is a predicted model, not a curated record. Gene Ontology annotation, cellular component: plasma membrane. The transcript is spliced from 16 exons. The coding region runs from base 1 to 2019 and encodes 672 amino acids.
AUGAAGACGAUGACAGAGGGUGGUCUGUUCAAGACGGCCAGCACGAUGAACCCUGACGAAUGUGUGAUCUCUCACAAGAAGUUGAAUGUGAUUGAUAUUGUUAUCGUGAUCAUAUACUUCAUAUUUGUCCUUCUUGUAGGACUCUGGGCUAUGUACAGCACAAAGAGGAACACUGUCAAAGGUUACUUUCUGGCUGGCAGGAACAUGACUUGGUGUCCGAUUGGAGCAUCGCUGUUUGCCAGUAAUGUUGGGAGUGGCCAUUUCAUCGGUUUGGCUGGGAGUGGUGCCUCAUCUGGAAUUGCUGUCAGUGUGUAUGAGUGGAGUGGAAUGUAUGCCUUGAUGAUGCUCGCCUGGCUCUUUCUUCCCAUUUAUAUUGCAGCUGGGGUCACUACCAUGCCUGAAUAUUUACUGAAACGAUUUGGAGGCCAAAGAAUUCAUUUCCUCAUUGCUACACUUUCUUUAUUUGCCUAUAUAUUCACAAAGAUAUCGGUUGAUAUCUAUGCUGGAGCUAUCUUUAUUCAGCUUGCUUUACAAUGGGACUUGUACCUUGCUGUGAUUAGUCUACUCAUCAUAACUGCAAUCUACACUGUUGGAGGUGGGCUGGCUGCAGUAAUAUACACAGACACACUGCAAACAGUGAUCAUGCUGAUAGGAGCUCUGAUUCUUAUGGUAUUUGCUUUUGUCGAAGUUGAUGGUUAUUCAGGCCUCAAGAAGAAAUACUUCAUGGCUGUGCCCAAAAAUCAGGACCUUAACUCAACCUGUGGCCUGCCAAGGGAUGAUGCCUUUCACAUCUUCCAAGAUCCUGCUAACUCUGACUUUCCAUGGACAGGUGUAAUAUUUGGAGUAACUAUUCUUUCGACUUGGUAUUGGUGUACAGAUCAGGUCAUUGUGCAGAGAUCACUUUCGUCUAAAUCAAUUCUCCAUGCCAAAGGUGGUAGCUUGUUUGCAGCCUACUUGAAAGUCUUGCCAAUUUUCAUAAUGGUGUUUCCAGGCAUGAUCAGUCGAGUGCUUUACCCCAAUCUUGUGGCUUGUACGGAUCCAGAUACCUGUCGUAGAGUUUGUGGCAAUCCAGCUGGGUGCACUGAUAUCGCAUAUCCACUGCUUGUAAUGGAAAUGCUCCCUGGAGGGCUGCGGGGCCUGAUGAUUGCAGUCAUGAUCGCUGCUCUCAUGUCCUCCCUCACUUCGAUCUUCAACAGCUCGAGCACAUUAUUUACAAUUGACGUCUGGCACCACCUCCGGCCCCAUUGCUCCGAAUGGGAGCUCAUGGUUGUUGGCAGGGUAUUUGUGCUGAUCCUGGUGGUAGUGUCGGUUUUGUGGAUUCCUCUGGUGCAAGCAAGCCAAGGUGGCAAGCUCUUCAUGUACAUCCAGUCCAUUACCUCCUACCUGACACCACCAAUCGUAGUGGUCUUUAUAGCUGGCUGCUUUUGGAAGCGAGCUAACGAGAAAGGUGCAUUCUGGAGCCUCGUUGCUGGGUUUCUCGUUGGCAUCAUUCGAAUGGUUUUGGAUUUUGCCUUCAUUGCACCAGCAUGUGGGAAAGAAGACAAACGGCCAUUAGUUAUCAGCAAAGUUCAUUUCUUGCACUUUGCUCUCAUCCUCUGUCUCCUCAGUUUGAUUGUGCUGGUGGUCAUCAGUCUCCUCAGUCCACCUCCACGACCAGAACAGAUCAGUCGGAUGACUUGGUUCACUCGUUUUGACAAACUGCCAGAGAAGCCACCAGAAGAAACUGUUGUAGUUGUGCAAGACACAACUCCAUCACCAGAAGAAGCCACAGUAGAUAAAAGAGGCACCACUGAAGAACCCAGCACAAGGGCAGGGCAACAGAAAACUGAAUCAAGGGCAAUGCGCUUUUUGAUGUGGUUCUGUGGGAUGAGCACGAAACGUGUGGAUAUUGCCUUUACUGACACUGAAGAAAAAUACAUUGCCUCACUGCAUGAGAAUCGGCGCAUGCGAUACUUUGUCAAUGUUAAUUUAGUGAUUUGUAUGGUUGCUACCAUUUUCCUUUAUGCUUAUUUUGCUUGA